AUGGUUUUUUUCGCACUCCUGUUGCCUCUGGCUCUGCUAUCCACACGCGUAUACUCGCAGUCAUCCGCUUCGUCCUCGGGCACGCUUGUCACAGCUGCCAGUGAUGUGUCGGCGUUGACAUCCAGCGGCCUUGCAGGUAACUCUCUAACGUGCACCCCGAGCGGACCGUCAUCCAAUGCGACAGUAACGACCAAGAAGCUGACGGUCAUAGUAGGCCAAAGCUCUUCCACAGCCUCUACCAAUGCCACGGCUUCAGCAACGACGUCGACGGUGGCAUCGCCCCAGCCGACGGCCAACACGCAGUCCUGCAACGGCUAUGUUGAGUUCUGCGACCGCAAGUUUUCAAACGUGUCCAUGGUCGUGGCUCACAACAGUCCAUUCGUCAAGCCCCACAAUGCCGCCAGCAACCAGGCGUACCCCGUGUUGACGCAGCUGCACGAUGGAAUCCGUGGGUUGCAAUUCGAGACACACAAGCCCAACCAGACGUCUGCCAUCCGCCUCUGCCACACGUCCUGCGACCUGCUCGACGUGGGGCUCCUAUCGACGUAUCUAGCGACGGUCAAAACAUGGCUGGACACGAACCCCUAUGAAGUCAUCAGCAUCAUGAUGGGCAACAACAACAACGACCAGUUCCGCAUCGCCCCGGCAGACUACGCCUCGGCCUUUGCCGACGCAGACAUGACCUCGUAUCUGUGGGUUCCGCCCGCGCCCAGCAUGAAUCUCUCCGACUGGCCCACGCUCAGCGAAAUGAUACUCCAGAACAAACGCGUCGUCGUCAUGCUCGACUACAACGCAAACCAGACACAAGUCCCCUGGCUCCUCGACGAAUUCAGCUACCAAUGGCAAACCCCCUUUUCCCCGACCGACCCCUCGUUCCCAUGCACCGAGCAGCGGCCUGCAGGCCAAGCCGCCGCUGUAUCCAGAAAUCGCAUGUACAUGCUCAACCACAACCUCAACGUUGCCGUCGACCUGGCGGGGCUCUCGCAGAUCCUGAUUCCAGCCUACUCGCUGCUCGACCAGGUCAAUGCCGUCAGUGGGAAUGCGAGUGUCGGUGCGAAUGUUGACAAUUGCACGCAAAUGUGGGAUCGGCCGCCCAACUGGAUCCUCGUGGAUUACUACAACUAUGGCAAUUUCAACGGCUCUGUGUUUGAGGUGGCGGCGCGUGCGAACGGCGUGUCGUAUAACCAGCAGUCGUGCUGUGGGCCCGAUACGGUGAGUGAGGCGAGCGUUGGAAGACUUGGGGGGUGGAUGGGCGUGGUGUGGAUUGCCAUGGUAUUCUUGGUAUGGCGAUGA
Molecule: messenger RNA, 1293 nt
Organism: Exserohilum turcica Et28A
Lineage: Eukaryota; Fungi; Ascomycota; Dothideomycetes; Pleosporales; Pleosporaceae
Exons: 2
Coding region: 1-1293 (430 amino acids)
Biological process (GO): lipid metabolic process
Molecular function (GO): phosphoric diester hydrolase activity
Source: RefSeq, a predicted model, not a curated record